Messenger RNA from Enhydra lutris kenyoni (northern sea otter), 1161 nucleotides. RefSeq names its product inhibin alpha subunit (gene INHA). Lineage: Eukaryota; Metazoa; Chordata; Mammalia; Carnivora; Mustelidae. Gene Ontology annotation, biological process: SMAD protein signal transduction. Gene Ontology annotation, molecular function: growth factor activity; cytokine activity. Gene Ontology annotation, cellular component: extracellular region. The record is from RefSeq and is a predicted model, not a curated record. The transcript has 2 exons. The coding region runs from base 55 to 1161 and encodes 368 amino acids.
CAGAACGGGCACAGGGCAGGGAGCGGGUUCACAGUUGGCAGGGCUAGGUGAGCUAUGUCGCCCCAUCUGCCACUCCUGCUCCUCUUGCUGCUGUCCCCAAAGAGUGGGCAUGGCUGCCAUGGGCCAGAGCUGGACCGGGCACUUGUGCUGGCCAAGGUGAGGGCCCUGUUCUUGGAUGCUCUGGGGCCCCCCACACUGGCCGGGGAAGGAGGGGAUCCUGGAGGCAGGCGUCUGCCCCGAAGACAUGCCCAGGGGGGCUUCCUGCGCAGGGGCUCUGAGCCCAGGGAGGAGGAGGAUGUCUCCCAGGCCAUCCUUUUCCCAGCUACAGGUGCCAGGUGCACGGACCAGCCAGUGGCUAGAGAGCUGACCCCGGAGGCGGAGGACGGCCUCUUCACAUACGUGUUCCGGCCAUCCCAGCACAUGCGCAGCCGCCAAGUGACUUCAGCCCACCUGUGGUUCCACACGGGACUGGACAGGCGGAGCAAAGUGGCUUCCAAUAGCUCUGGGCCCCUGCUAAGCCUGCUGGCGCUGUCGUCGGGGGUCCCCAUGGCCGUGCCCAUGUCAUUGGGCCAGGCACCCCCUCGAUGGGCGGUGCUGCACCUCGCCCCCUCUGCCCUCCCUCUGCUGACCAACCCGGUCUUGGUGCUGCUGCUCCGCUGCCCUCUCUGUUCCUGCUCAGCCGGGCCCGAGACCACACCCUUCCUGGUGGCCCACACCCGGGCCAGGCCACCCAGUGUGGGGGAGCGAGCCCGACGCUCCACUCCCCCGCUGCCCUGGCCCUGGUCUCCCGCCGCUCUGCGUCUGCUCCAGAGGCCUCCGGAGGAACCUGCCUCCUAUGCCGACUGUCACAGAGCCGCGCUCAAUAUCUCCUUCCAGGAGCUGGGCUGGGAACGGUGGAUUGUAUACCCACCCAGUUUCAUCUUCCAUUAUUGCCAUGGGGGAUGUGGGCUGUCUGCCCCACUGGACCUGUCCCUGCCGGGGCCCGGGGUUCCUCCCACCCCUGUCCAACCUCUUUCCUUGUUGCCAGGGGCACAGCCCUGCUGUGCUGCCCUCCCUGGGACCAUGAGGUCCCUACGUGUCCGUACCACCACAGACGGCGGCUACUCUUUCAAGUAUGAGACGGUGCCUAACCUUCUCACACAACACUGUGCUUGUAUCUGA